Molecule: messenger RNA, 207 nt
Organism: Adineta ricciae
Lineage: Eukaryota; Metazoa; Rotifera; Eurotatoria; Adinetida; Adinetidae
Source: the annotation of a GenBank genome assembly
AUGUCUGGUGAAGAAGGAAACGGUUUACGCGUAGUUGGUAGUGUCGUUGGUGCUCCAGUUAAUGUUGUUCGUGGUACUCUUGAUGCUGGCAGUGUUACCAGCGUCGCUGCUGGUGUGGUUGGUGGCGUUGGAGGUGCUGUUGCUGGUGCUGGUGUUAAUGCUGUUAAAGGUGUUGGUCGCAUUUUCUCUAGUCUCUUCGGAUAUUGA